Messenger RNA from Aedes albopictus (Asian tiger mosquito), 933 nucleotides. RefSeq names its product dynein light chain Tctex-type protein 2B. The record is from RefSeq and is a predicted model, not a curated record. Lineage: Eukaryota; Metazoa; Arthropoda; Insecta; Diptera; Culicidae. The transcript is spliced from 2 exons. Gene Ontology annotation, molecular function: dynein intermediate chain binding. Gene Ontology annotation, cellular component: cytoplasmic dynein complex; cytoplasm. Bases 367 to 918 code for a protein of 183 amino acids. Gene Ontology annotation, biological process: microtubule-based movement.
CCUUGCACUCCCCCCACCCCUAACGAACAUCACGAAACACGUGUCACGCGCUAAUUGAUAGGUCAAUUUCAAGCCGUUCAGAUUCGAUUGCACUUUCGUGCAAAUGCUCAUUGCCCCAAAAACGAAACUGCAUGAGCCUCCAAAAACUGACUGCUGCACUUUUGGUGCAUCAUUCCGGUUUUGAACUUGCAUGGGCACACAGGUGCUGCUGAGCUUCGAGCUGUUGUCUUUCGGUGCUGGCUGGGUAUAUCCGAGCAUUGAGGCGCGCGAAAAAAAUCGAUAAACUUCUUACAGCUAUUAUUGUCUGUGGUGUCGUCACAGACCAAGUUGUGAUAUUGAACUAGUUUCGGAGCGCGUGAGAGUUUCAUGAUUCCAAUUGCGAAAAUGGCUGUUUGGGGAUCGUUAAAAGUCAGCGGAGGCAAACAGGGAGUACAACCCGUUUCGCAGAGUAUGCGGUUUUCCGAAACUCUGACGGCUGCGUUGGGAAAUCGUAAAAGCAAAUACAAAGAUGUGUCCAGGGAUCUGAACACAUUCAUCAAUAAGGAGGAAGAGGAGAAAACGAUCGCCGUUCCACCGUUCAGCAUAAACAAGAUUAAAAAUAUGAUGCAGAAGGUGAUCAGGUCGCAGUUCAUCAUUCGCGACGAGGAUGGAGAGCUCCUCAAGUGGAUCUACGAUCCGGAGAAGAACCUCGAGAUGAGCCAAAAGAUUGCGAAGGUGAUCAAAGAUCGUAUAAGAGGCUAUAACUUUUCCCGGUACCGAAUUGUGAGCAUUUGUUCGAUUGUUGAGAAGGACGGCCAAGGAGUCUACUACAAGAUGAAGUAUAUCCUUGAUCCGUACCUGGACAACUAUAUUCAGUACGUACAUGACAUGGCAAAGUUCUGGAUUAUUGCAACUGUUAUUCUUGUGCACAAAGAUUGAAGGAAUUUUCAAUAA